Eimeria acervulina is the source of this 2778-nucleotide messenger RNA. Its product is annotated as SNF2 family helicase, putative. The record is from RefSeq and is a predicted model, not a curated record. Lineage: Eukaryota; Apicomplexa; Conoidasida; Eucoccidiorida; Eimeriidae. Gene Ontology annotation, cellular component: nucleus. The annotation marks the transcript as partial. The transcript has 8 exons. Gene Ontology annotation, molecular function: ATP-dependent chromatin remodeler activity; DNA binding; ATP binding.
AUGGCGCAGUGUACGGACAUCCCAGAACCAGCCUCUCCAACAGAAGCACCUUCAUCAGGCCUACAGCCACACGCUAGUGCUGUUGUUGCUGCUUCUGUUGGUGAUGACGGUGCUGCGGAGCCCGUUACACCGCCCGUGCGGCUCGCCUCGCUUCAUGACAGUGGAGGGGGCAGGUCUUCUGGAUGGCUUUCAUUUGGGAGCAGCAGCAUCAGCAGCAGCAGCGGGAAGUUGAGUGGGUCGAGUCGCAGUCGGGGGAGUCACGGCAGCAGCACCAGCAGCAGCAGCAAGAGCACCAGCAAGACAAGCAGCAGCAGCUCUGGGGGGAAGCAACACCGAAGCGUUGCUUCUGUUUCGGCGGCACCUGCUUCUGGGGAGUCCACUCAGAAGAGACGGAAGCUGCUGAGGGGAGGCGUUGCUGCAUGCGGCUACACGAGCAGCGAGAGUGACUCUGCUGCUGCUGCUACAGGAGGGGGCGCGCGUACUUCUUCUGGCGGUGGGCGUAGCGUUGGGCUUAGCAGCAAGAACAACAGCAACAAGGGCAGCAGCAGCAGCAGCAGCAGCGGGAGCGAGGCGACGGACAGCGACGAGGAGUCUCUGGACGCGCUGCAGUUGUGUCUUCAGGAGUCCGAGGCAAUGACUGAUUUAUUAGUGAAUGAAUUGGGAGGCCCCACGCCGGAGGGGCGGGGCCUCGUGCGGCAGCAGAUCGCCGCAGGCCGCUGCCACUGUAGUGCUUCCUUCAGUAUCCCGCCUUCGCUGCAGCAGCACAGUGGAGCGGGUUGGGAGCGUUUAAAGGACUAUCAGAAAUGCGGCGUUCAUUGGCUCGUCUCCAUGCACAAAGCAAACCGAAACGGCAUUCUUGCUGAUGAAAUGGGACUGGGCAAGACGGCUCAGACUUGUGUGUUUUUCAAUUACGCGUAUUCGAGCGGUUUGCUCUCGGCUCCAACUCUGGUGGCUGCUCCGGCGUCUUUAGUAGACAAUUGGGUUCGGGAGUUUGAAAUGUGGGCGCCACAUUUGUGCGGGCGAGUGGUGAAGUAUGCAGGGAAACAGUCAGAAAGGCGAAGUUUGGCGUUGCAGUGCAUCGAGUCGCUGCAAACGCAAGAACCCUUUCGGGUCCUUGUCGCAUCUGUCAACUCCUUGUCUAAUAAAUGGGAUAUUCAGUACUUAAGGCAACUCAGGCCGUUCGCUUAUCUCGUCGUAGACGAAGCGCAUGCACUGAAAAAUAAAGACUCCCAGGUCUACAAAAACAUCAACAAAAUGGCAAAAUGCGAAAGACGCAUUCUUCUCACAGGCUCGCCUAUUCAGAACCGAACCGGGGAGCUGCGCAAUUUGCUGUUGUUUUUGAUGCCGGCGGUCUUCGACGCGGAGUCGUUGGACUUGGCCCUGACUGCAUUCGAGAAACAGGCGCAGAGACAGAAGGCUUGCAAACAAAAAACACAACUCAAAGCGGAGAAACUGCAACAACAGCAGCAGCAACGGCAGCAGCAGCAACAGGAACAGCAGGGGCAACAGCAGGAGCAACAGCAGCAACAGGAGGAACCGAGAAGAGCCAGUGCCGACGCAUCCGAGCCGGACACCGCCGCCAGUUCUUCGAACGGCAGCAGCAGCAGCAGCAGCAGCAGUACUUGCGAGGAGCAGCAGGGUGCCGCUACAGCAGCUUCAGAUUCAAGGGGUUUUUUGAGCCGUGCAUUUGCCUCGUUGGCCAUUCGGGGUUCGGAGGGAGCAGGAGCAGAAGAGGGGCUGCCAGCGGAUGUGAUUUGUUUGCAGCGCGUGCUGUCUCCUUUUAUUCUGCGGCGCUUAAAGAGCGAAGUCAUGCAGGAACUCCCUAAAAAAACAAACAGAGUCGUCCGCUGUGAACUGGAAGACUCGCAAAAAGCCCUCUACUUAGAGGAGGUAAGGCGGCAUCAAUCCGACCUCGCCCUCUCUCUUAGAAGAUUAACACAGGCAUUUGCACCCAACGAGGAAACGGCAGAAAACGGCAGCAGCAACAGCAGCAGCAGCAGCAGCAGCAGCAGCGGGAGCGGUGCAGCGGCAAAGGAUUCAGCUGCAGAGGAGGGCCCGCAGGUGGCUGCCAAGGAUGAGUCAGGAGGGAAGCGGUUUGUGAGCAGUUUAUUAUUUCGUCUCCGCCGCAUUUGCAAUCAUUCGCUUCUCAUGCAAAGUCGAUACACUGCAGAACAAAAGGACCGCAUGGCCCGGCAUUAUGCAUAUCACGUCGACGGGUUCAAAGGAAACCCAAUUGAGAAAAUCCGCGCGGAGUUCGAUAAGUGGAGCGACUAUGAAAUACACCAGGGUAUUCGUAUGUUGGCUGAACAGGGCGAUAUGAAACUGGCAGAUUUAGCUUUGCCAGCGGAGUCGUUCCUCGAGAGCACCAAACUGCGGAAGGCGUUUGAGUUACUGAAGGAAGUGCAGAGCCGCGGCGAGAAGGCCUUGGUGUUUAGUCAAUUCACAACCUUCUUGGACGUCGUGGAGGAGGCGUUGCAGCUGCAUCUCCCUACUCUGCGUUUCUGUCGCCUUGACGGCUCGACCGUUGUAGAGGAGCGCCAGCGUUUGGUAGAUGGCUUCAAUCAAACGGGAGACUGCACUGCGUUUCUCCUUUCCACAAAGGCAGGAGGGCAAGGCCUCAACCUCACUGCUGCACGCACAGUCAUUCUUCUAGACCAGGACUGGAACCCGCAGAACGACCGCCAAGCAGAAGACCGCGUACAUCGGUUGGGGCAGACGCACGACGUGACAGUUUAUCGGCUUUGUUGCCGCGGCACUGUGGAGGAGUCGAUCUUAAAG